AUGAACCGUCUUUUUGGAGCAAAGAGCACGGCGCCCAAGCCAACGCUCAACAGCGCCAUCUCCAACGUCGACACACGGAUAGAGAGUCUCGAUGUGAAGCUUGCUAAGCUCAACGCUGAACUGUCGGCCUACCAGCAGAAGCUUGCAAAGAUGCGCGACGGCCCCGGCAAGACGGCCAUCAAGCAAAAGGCGCUGAAGGUGCUCCAGCAGCGCAAGAUGUACGAGUCACAGCGCGACCAGCUACAGUCACAGUCGUGGAACAUGGAGCAAGCCGGGAUGAUGCAGGAUAAUCUCAAGAACACGAUGACGACCAUCGACGCUAUGAAGACGACGACGAAGGAGCUCCGGAAGCAGUAUGGCAAGGUCAACAUCGACAAGAUCGAGAAGCUGCAGGACGAGAUGGCUGAUCUUAUGGACAUGGGAAACGACAUUCAAGACGCCAUCAGCCGCAGCUACGACGUGCCUGAGGAUGUGGACGAGUCGGAGCUGGACGCAGAACUGGAAGCACUCGGCGACGAGGUCGACUUUGAGGGCAUUGGCGAGUCGUCGAGCGUGCCUGGGUUCCUGACUGAGGAUACCGCACCGCCGACGUUCAUCGACGAGGCACCAGAGUCGAAGGUCAAGGAGGCUGCGGGAUGA
Didymella exigua CBS 183.55 is the source of this 639-nucleotide messenger RNA. RefSeq names its product charged multivesicular body protein 5. Gene Ontology annotation, biological process: late endosome to vacuole transport via multivesicular body sorting pathway; vesicle budding from membrane. Lineage: Eukaryota; Fungi; Ascomycota; Dothideomycetes; Pleosporales; Didymellaceae. The transcript has 2 exons. The record is from RefSeq and is a predicted model, not a curated record. The coding region runs from base 1 to 639 and encodes 212 amino acids. Gene Ontology annotation, cellular component: multivesicular body.